AUGACUGAUCCAACUAAAAUAGUGAAAACCAAGUUAUUUAUUGGCAAUCUCGAUCCAGGAACACAACCAGACGAACUAACCGAGUUAUGUUCACCGUAUGGUACUGUGCUCGAAGCGUCGGUGAUAAAAGAUUACGGCUUUGUGCACUAUGGUUCUAUGGAAGAAGCUGGAAAAGCAGCAUAUGCUUUAAAUAACCGAGAUUUUCAUGGAAAACGAUUGCGUGUUGAACUUUCAACGAGUACAGUGCGACAUAAGCCUGGACAACCAGAACCUGCAAGUGCUUUAAAACAUUCGCGCGGUCGUUCCGGACAGAAAGGCAACAGCAACGGUGCAUCUCGAUACAGUUCAGGUGCACCGAGCGGUGGCGGCGGUCCGAUGCGGCAUGGCUCUUUAUCUUGGGCUAGGAAUGAUGCUCGUCCAUACAGCGGUUAUCCAGCUAAUCAUGGUGCCUACGAUCGACUUCGUCCAUAUGAUAUGCGACCAGAUUCACGUCAUUAUUAUGAUGAUCGACGCGAGAGUAGUUAUGAUCCACCGGCUUACUUCGGUGGCAGUAAUAGUGAUUUGAAUGAAGGACGUCAUUAUCGUGAUCUACCACAUCCAGAUGACUACGGCUCAAGCCGAUCAUACGAUCGUCAUCCUGCCCCACCACCUAUCGAUCCUUAUUAUAGUGGUGGAUUACCUCAUGGUCCUCCGCCACCCAUGGAUCAUUAUCAAAACUAUGACCCGUACCAAAAAUACUACGCGAGUCGACCUCGGGAUCCCGAAUAUCCAGGUCAACGUGAUUAUGAUCCGUAUCCAAACUAUCGCAAUGGUCCCGGACAACUUCGACAUGAUUUACCUGUCAAUCUACCGCCACCCCCACCUCUUCACUCGACCUACUCGAGUUCUCAUCGACAACAUCAUUCAUAUGGAAAUGCUUCGUCGAAUCUUGAUCAUUAUUAUGGUGCCCGUCAGCGCUAA
Molecule: messenger RNA, 960 nt
Organism: Adineta ricciae
Lineage: Eukaryota; Metazoa; Rotifera; Eurotatoria; Adinetida; Adinetidae
Source: the annotation of a GenBank genome assembly